This is a messenger RNA of Brassica oleracea var. oleracea, 1242 nucleotides long. RefSeq lists its product as uncharacterized. The record is from RefSeq and is a predicted model, not a curated record. NCBI's taxonomy places the organism in Eukaryota, Viridiplantae, Streptophyta, Magnoliopsida, Brassicales, Brassicaceae.
CCACAGUGUGAAAGAGGGAAACAAAAGCAAGUGGAGGUGUUCGUAUUCUGCCUCACUCUCAAUUUAUAAAUUCAGAUUUCGAUUUUGAUUUCUUGGAGUCUUUGAGAAGAAGCAAUCUUUAAUCAUCAUCAGAAUCUCCUCCAAGUCUCGAGGCGGUUAUAUUCUUGUUCGCAAUGGAGAAAGCUUCAUCACCGCCUUAUUCUUCCUCUUCUUCACGGAGGUCUGCUAAUCUGGAAGCUCUUACACAGGAGAUUAAGAAGGAGCUUACUCGGGCGGUAGUAUCACCAGCACAAACACGCAACUUGUUUGCUGAUAUGCUAGCUCUCGAAGUCGACCAACGUGCCAAAGAUGUGAUUCUUAGCAAAGAAGAGGAUGAUGUGAUUUCUGAUGAAGGAGAUCGCUGUUUCUUCGACGUGCUUGCUGAUUAUUAUGUCAAAGUCUCGGAGAGAGGGAAGGAUACACUUGAUUUGAUGGUUCAGCUUUGGAGCCAGUCCUUUGCAUCACACAUAUUCUCCCUUCUCUUCUCUGUAAUGUUUUUUUUUAUUCAGUCCCAAAGGCUUUAAUGUGUAAUUCAUCAUACCUCACCCGGAGGUCCAAUGUACCCGACGAGAGCUGUCCGUCAUGCAGCCUGGGAUGCCUUGGAUUCCCUCUUUCCCGUUGGGCGUUACCCUAGGAAUCUCAUCAGUCUAUUUUUGAGGCUGCUGUAUCCGUGGUACUGGCCAUCCUCAUGCUGGAACUUUGUGGUUUCUUGCAUUAAAGCGGUACUCUAUUCCAUUGUAAGGCUAUCUUUUCACGGCGAGAAAAGCCAAGACAGAGCUGAAUAGCUUUUACAUAUGAUGAAGCCUCCUGCAAUAUCCCAAUCCUUGUGUAUAGAAUUUGGUUUUGGUCACAAUGAGGCCGCACAGCAAGAGAACUUUACCUACGCAUGUGUUGCUUUCUAUGGAGAACAUAAAUUCCGCUUUGAGGAAGAUCCCACAGAAUAGCUUUUUGACGUGUUUUGUUGUCAUUGUUGAGAUGUUAUUUUGCUGUAGAGGAUGAUGUAUUUUGACAAGAACCCUUUUAAUGUAUUGUAACAAAACCUAACUUGUGUUAUGCUCAUGAAGAUGAAACCUGUGUUUUCCUUCCUCUGCAAUGUAUAUUCAGUUCAUUGGCUGAAGAGGAGAGUGUAAUUGUUGUUAUGAUCUUUAAUUUGCAUUCUCCUGUCUCUCUCUCUUAGUGAAUCAUAUCGUCUUUACUUAUUAU